Molecule: messenger RNA, 1496 nt
Organism: Xenopus laevis (African clawed frog)
Lineage: Eukaryota; Metazoa; Chordata; Amphibia; Anura; Pipidae
Gene: chic1.L
Product: cysteine-rich hydrophobic domain-containing protein 2
Exons: 6
Coding region: 53-613 (186 amino acids)
Source: RefSeq, a predicted model, not a curated record
CGAGCCGUCACGUGACACCGCUACUUCCCAAGCUCCGCGGGGCGCUGACGUCAUGAGCAUCUUGCUGCCAAAUAUGGCGGACUUUGAUACCAUCUACGAAUUAGAUGAGGAAGAGGAAGAGAACGGUGGAGAACGGGAGGCGGCGGCGGCAUCCGGUCGGGUAGUCGACGAGGCACACUUACUAAGAUACGCGCCUGACUCGGUGGUAGUGCGGGGAGCCGGGCACAUUACCGUGUUUGGCUUGAGCAACAAGUUUGAUGCCGAAUUUCCCUCUGUCUUAACAGGAAAGGUUGCCCCAGAAGAGUUUAAGAUUAGUAUUGGGCGUGUAAAUGCUUGCUUGAGGAAGAAUCUGCCACUGAAUGUCAAAUGGCUGCUUUGUGGUUGUAUCUGCUGCUGUUGCACUUUGGGCUGCAGUCUCUGGCCUGUAGUAUGUUUAAACAAAAGGACAAGAAGAUCCAUCUACAAAUUACUGGAAUGGGAAAAUAACAGAUUAUAUCAUAAGCUUGGCUUGCACUGGAAAUUAAGUAGAAGAAAAUGUGAAUCUAACAACAUGAUGGAAUAUGUAAUACUUAUAGAAUUCUUACCAAAAUAUCCAAUCUUUCGACCUGACUGAAGAGAUCUCGCUGCUGUCAUUUUAUUCUUGUCUUUCCUAUCCAUAGUGCCUUGUAGAUGAUCCUAGAAAGGAAGGUAUAAUACAGCUGUGUUUUAAAAACACAAAAUGGGUCAUUUAAAUAAUCAUAUAAGACCCUGAUAACCCUGGUGUUUUUUUUUUUUUUUUUUUAUGCGUGAGAAAAUGUACAUUUGGACAUAUUAUUUUUUUAUGUUAAGGGAAAGCAUCUGUGUUAAACUUAUUUACACCAUUGAAUGCCAAAGUGGCCAAGCACACAGUGUUAAGGUCCCUUGAGCACUGAAUGGGUGAAUUUUAUAUUCUCACAUAUGUAAAUAGCUGCCAUUGUGUAGUUUGGAUAUUAGUGCUGCUUUAAGCUCUAGAUUGUUGCCUUACAGUUCCUUCUGGAAUGUUUUUACUGGCGCGCCUAACGCUUUUUAUGAACACUGUAGCUAAAAUACACUUUAAAUAAUAGAGCGGGAUUAAGCAAUUAUUCAGCUGCUGAACUACAACUCCUAGAAAGAUGCAGAGUGUUAUGUUAAAAUUCCACAGCUGGAGGAUUGCCUCUUCAAGUGAUGUAGCAAAUAAUUAUAUUUUAGAGUCUAGGAAUGCCAACAAAUAGAUCCAAACAAAUUUCACCGACUUCUCCGAUUUAAGGAAUCACUUGGAUGUCCUGUCAGUCUUCAUUGCCCAGAUGAACACUACGAAAUGCACAUAGCGGGAGCAUGGGUGCAUAGCUAUUGCACACACAUUUGCUCCUUAUGUUUAUAUGACCAAUUUUUAAAAGAGUGAUCAUCAUAGGCACAGGAUGAGUAGGUAAAACACUACCUGGAGUGCCAAUGGCAGCUGUAAAUUCCAGAGUUGGGUGAUGGCAUCUCUAGCCUCACGC